UUCCCCUUAAUUAACAAACAACCAAAACAAAAACAUAUCCCUCCCUCAGUCCCUGCCUGCUACUGUUCCAAAAGAACUCCACUUUCUCUCUCUAAAAACCUUCCAUUCUCUCUCCUUCAAUUUCAGUUUCCCCCAUAAAUUAUUCACUCCAAUUCCCCCUUUUCUCUCGAAUCUGGUUUUUUCCCACUUCCCCACUAUGGAAAAUGGUGCUCCUCUGAGAUUCCUCCUCCCUCUCGCCGCCGUUCUCCUCAUUUUUCCGGCCACAUUGUGGUCUCUUCCGGCCACCGACCGCCGGACCUCCGCCGGGGCUGUCUCCUCCAAGUACCAGAUCGAAUGCACAAUGUGCUCUGCUUGUGACAAUCCCUGCGGCCAGUAUCUGUCUCCGCCGCCGCCGCCGCCGUCCCCUCCUCCUCCCGUCAACUGCCCGCCGCCGCCGUCUCCCCCCUCCUCCGGCACCUACUACUACUACUCCCCGCCCCCACCGGCCCAGCCCACUUACACCUACUCUUCCCCGCCGCCGCCACGUGGAAUCAUCGGUGGGUACUACCAGCCGCCGCCGUACAGCAAUUACCCGGCGCCGCCGCCGCCGAACCCGAUUGUGCCGUAUUUCCCAUUUUACUACCACACUCCGCCGCCGGGCUCCUCCGCCGCCGCCCAUUUGACGGCCACUUCCGCUUGCUCUGUUUUUACUGCUACUUUAUUUACUCUUUUACUCGCUUUGUUUUAGUGCAAAUUACAGGGAAGGGGGAAAAAGGAAAUUUCAAUAAUGGCGGAUUCGCAGAUCUGGGAAAUCGAGAAAGGGGGGUUUCGAUCUUCGAAGAAGAUGACGAGAAAUUGCAGAUCGGGAAUUUGCAUUUUGGGGUAAAGAAAAUUUUCUCAUCCCAAAUUCCCCCAAAUCUCCAUGGGCAUUAGAUUGAUUUGUAAUCGGCUGACUACGUAUAAAAUUAUAUAAUGUGUUUUUUCUUUUUUUUUUUCUACUUGUAUUCUAAAUUCAAUUCGUCAAGAAAAAACAAAAACAAAAUUGUAUGUAUCGAA
Messenger RNA from Momordica charantia (bitter melon), 1035 nucleotides. RefSeq names its product hydroxyproline-rich glycoprotein family protein. The record is from RefSeq and is a predicted model, not a curated record. NCBI's taxonomy places the organism in Eukaryota, Viridiplantae, Streptophyta, Magnoliopsida, Cucurbitales, Cucurbitaceae.